Ipomoea triloba (trilobed morning glory) is the source of this 1716-nucleotide messenger RNA. Its product is annotated as U-box domain-containing protein 7-like. Bases 481 to 1533 code for a protein of 350 amino acids. Gene Ontology annotation, cellular component: cytoplasm; nucleus. The transcript has 5 exons. NCBI's taxonomy places the organism in Eukaryota, Viridiplantae, Streptophyta, Magnoliopsida, Solanales, Convolvulaceae. The record is from RefSeq and is a predicted model, not a curated record. Gene Ontology annotation, molecular function: ubiquitin-protein transferase activity. Gene Ontology annotation, biological process: protein ubiquitination.
ACUGCUGACCCGUCUAAGGCUGUUCUGUUUCUGUUGAAGAGAGAUUCCAAAUUUUCAUUCGUUAAGCACGCAGCCACGCACUUUUGUGUUCUCACACUCUCACAAGGAUCAGUUUACAUAUACAUAUACCCCCUAUCUUCUCUGGGUGCCGCCCAAGAUGUGACUGAGUGGUUAGGUUUCUCUUUAAUGCUGUCUAUAAAUGCUUGUACAUUUGUACGUGCACCCAUCAUUCCUUGGUCUUCUGUGGUCUCAAUAAGGUUGAUUUCUGUUUGAAAUUGUAAUCUCAUCUGUUGAAAACUGUUCAGAAUCGGGUUUCUUUGUUCCGAAAAGAAAAGAAGAACAAGAACGAGUUUUUUCUUGAAAGUUGAACGAAUUAAGUUGUCAUUUGUAAUUAUUCUAUUCAAAUCCUGAAAGUUUGCUGGAAAGCUUGCAGCUUUUCGAGAUAAGGUAUCUGUUCUUCUGUUUCCAUUUCCUUUGAGUAUGAAGACAGUUGUUACUGAAGCACUUCCAACUCCUAACUCUAUUAAGGUGCAUCGGUUAAUGUGCACAGAAUUAAUCAACUCAGUAAGUAGAGCUUCAAAAAUACUUCCAGCAAUAGAAGCAUCCCGGCCUCGAUGCAGAUCAGGGAUAGAGGCGCUUUGCUUAUUGAAUAAAGCCAUUGAGAAGGCGAAGUCAAUACUUAAGCAGUGCAGUGAAUCAAGUAAACUCUACUUGGCUCUGAAAGGAGAUGUUAUACUCUUGAGGUGUCAAAAGUCAUGGAGCUUAUUGGAGGUUAGCUUGAGCCAGAUUCAAAACAUGGUUCCCGUAUUGCUGGCUGCAGAGGUUGCUCAAUUAGUUGAUGAUCUUAGAGGUGCAAGAUUCAGCUUAGAACCAUCGGAAGAGGAGGCGGCUAAGGUCGUGAAAGAAUUACUUUUUCAGUGUGCAAAGAGCGAACUCGAGUCUGUUCAGGUUGCGAUGUGGAGGCUAAACAUUACCUCGCCGAACGCACUCUUGAUGGAGAAACGAUGCAUCAAAACGCUGCUGGACAACGUCGGUGAAGGCGACGGUCAAAAGAAGAAGAUUCUGUUGUUCUUGCUGGAUCUUCUGAGCAAGUAUGGGAAAGCAAUCCUGGAACAGAACACCGAGAAUGGCUACAAUCUGCAGCGCGAUCUUUUUCCAAUCCCCCCUGAUGGUUUCAAAUGCCCCGUAUCUUCGAGGUUGAUGUAUGAUCCUGUCGUGAUUGCUUCCGGGGAAACAUACGAGAGGAUGUGGAUUCAGAGGUGGUUUGACGCAGGCCACAACACAUGUCCAAAGACCGGGGAGACGCUUCCCGACUUGACAAUAACGCCGAACAAUCUGUUGAAGGGUCUGAUAUCAAAGUGGUGUGCAGAACAGGGAGUUGCUUGUUCUGAUCCCACCAGUAUAUAUGAUGCAGUUCCUCAUUCAUGGGAAGCUUCAUCUGCUUCCAUUGCAAGCCUGAACAGUUAUAUGGAUGGUCUGUCACUUCCCAUAGCUUUUACCAAUUUGUCAAUUGUUACAGAGGACCAUAGUUGACACCCUUAGAAGUUAUAACAUUAGAAUAGAAUUGUGUUCUAGUAGUGUUUUUGCCAAUGACCUCAUGGUCGAACGAUCUAAGGUCACAAGUUUGAUCUAUAAUCUCCUUGUGUAAAUAUAAAGUGUUUUUUUUGUGAGUUUUUGUAGUUUCGGAAAUUUCAUUAAUAAUGAAUUUCAUAUCAA